AUGACCAAUGAGAACAAUAAUGAACACAAAACGUAUGACAAUCUCGAUCCAUCUACUUGUAUUGGUACAUGUCCUGAUGAAGAUUCGGAGUAUGCGGUGCUACUGCCAAACGACGAUUGCAAAAAGUAUUGUAUGUGCAGCAAUGGUGUAGCAUGGGUCAUGCCUUGCCCUGAGCCCCUUUACUUCGAUUCUGUUGAGAAGAUUUUUAUUACGCGAUCAAGAUGGCACAAAUUGAUAAAAAUCGAUAAUAAUAAUUCGAUGAAAUCUCUAAUCAAUGAAAAUAAUUAUGAACGCAAAACAUAUGACAAUCUCGAUCCAUCUACUUGUAUUGGUACAUGUCCUGAUGAAGAUCCUGAAUAUGCGGUGCUACUGCCAAAUGACGAUUGCAAAAAGUAUUGUAUGUGCAGCAAUGGUGUAGCAUGGGUCAUGCCUUGCCCUGAGCCCCUUUAUUUCGAUUCUGUUGAGAAGAUUUGUAAGCUAAAGAAAAAUGCCGUAUGUGGAAAACGUUCAUCCAAUCAAGAUGACAUUCUCACUAUUGAUAAUAUGGUCGACAAUGACAAUUUAAUUCUCUCGAGAAAAUUUGUAAGCUAAAGAAAAAUGCUGUAUAUGAAGUAUGUUCAUUCAAUGAAGAUGAUCCGAUUAAUAAAAUGGUUGAUAAUGGCAAUUAGUAAAACCUUUAAUCGGUGAAAAUAACUAUGGACGCGAAACAUCUCCAUACAUCUGUUCAUAUCGAUAUUUGUCCUGAAGAAGGUCCUGAAUACAUAGUAUUACUAUCAAAUGAUAACUGCCAAAAAUUUCGUAUGUGCAGCAACAGCGUAGCAUAGAUUUAGUCAUAUUCUUAAACUUACUAACUUCUUUAACUUCUGUAUUUUGAUUUUGUUGAAUAAUUCUUUGAUUUUUAGAAGAUUUGGAAGUAGGAUGUGUAUGCAGCAUGACUGUUUAAUAAAGACCGUUCUUUCAUGAUUGAUAGAAAA
Molecule: messenger RNA, 974 nt
Organism: Pogonomyrmex barbatus (red harvester ant)
Lineage: Eukaryota; Metazoa; Arthropoda; Insecta; Hymenoptera; Formicidae
Product: protein obstructor-E-like
Source: RefSeq, a predicted model, not a curated record